Molecule: messenger RNA, 1779 nt
Organism: Naumovozyma dairenensis CBS 421
Lineage: Eukaryota; Fungi; Ascomycota; Saccharomycetes; Saccharomycetales; Saccharomycetaceae
Exons: 1
Coding region: 1-1779 (592 amino acids)
Biological process (GO): 'de novo' IMP biosynthetic process
Cellular component (GO): cytosol
Molecular function (GO): IMP cyclohydrolase activity; phosphoribosylaminoimidazolecarboxamide formyltransferase activity
Source: RefSeq, a predicted model, not a curated record
AUGCCAAAACAUACUAAGACAGCCAUACUAUCAGUAUACGAUAAAACUGGUCUAUUGGAUUUAGCCAAAGGAUUGGUGGAAAACAACGUUCGUAUACUGGCAUCAGGUGGAACAGCUCAAUUGGUCCGUGAAGCUGGAUUCCCAGUAGAUGAUGUUUCCUCCAUUACUCAUGCUCCAGAAAUGUUAGGUGGCAGAGUGAAAACUUUACAUCCUGCUAUACAUGGUGGUAUCUUGGCAAGAAAUUUGGAAAGUGAUGAAAACGAUUUGAGAGCUCAAAAUAUUGAAAAAGUGGAUUUCGUCAUUUGUAACCUUUAUCCAUUUAAAGAAACUGUUUCCAAGAUAGGUGUGACAGUCCCUGAAGCCGUAGAGGAGAUAGAUAUCGGAGGUGUCACUUUACUUAGAGCAGCAGCUAAAAAUCAUACAAGGGUAACUAUAUUAUCUGAUCCAAAUGAUUAUUCUGUAUUCUUGUCUGAAUUGAACUCUAAUGGUGAAAUCUCACAAGAAUUAAGAAAUAGAUUAGCUUUGAAAGCCUUUGAACGUACUGCAGAUUAUGAUGCAACCAUUUCAGAUUUCUUUAGAAAGCAAUAUUCGGAGAAUAAGGCACAAUUACCAUUACGUUACGGUGCAAAUCCUCAUCAAAAACCUGCUCAAGCUUAUAUUACUCAAGAAGAAGAAUUACCAUUCAAAGUCCUUUGUGGUACUCCUGGUUAUAUAAAUUUAUUAGACGCUUUCAAUUCAUGGCCAUUAGUGAAAGAAUUGUCUGCAUCUUUAAAUUUACCAGCUGCUGCAUCUUUCAAACAUGUUUCACCUGCUGGUGCAGCUGUAGGUGUGCCAAUGACCGAAGUAGAAAAACAAGUUUAUUGCGUAUCUGAUAUUAAAGAUUUAUCACCUUUAGCAUGCGCUUAUGCAAGAGCUCGUGGUGCUGAUAGAAUGUCAUCAUUCGGUGACUUUAUUGCUUUAUCAAAUAUCGUAGAUGUCCCCACUGCAAGGAUCAUUUCGAAAGAAGUAUCAGAUGGUGUCAUUGCUCCAGGUUAUGAACCUGAAGCUUUAGAAAUUUUAUCGAAAAAGAAAAACGGGAAAUAUUGUAUCUUACAAGUGGAUCCAAAUUACGUUCCAGAUUGUAUGGAAUCUAGACAAGUUUAUGGUAUUACAUUACAACAGAAAAGAAAUGAUGCUAUCAUAAAUAAAUCUUCAUUUAAGGAAAUUGUCUCUGCAAAUCAAUCAUUACCUGAACAAGCUAUAAUUGAUUUGACUGUAGCUACAUUAGCAUUGAAAUAUACUCAAUCAAAUUCUGUCUGUUAUGCUAAAAAUGGUAUGGUCAUUGGGUUAGGUGCUGGUCAACAAUCAAGAAUCCAUUGCACAAGAUUAGCUGGUGACAAAGCUGAUAAUUGGUGGCUAAGACAGCAUCCCAAAGUAUUAGAUUUCAAAUGGGCUAAAGGUACAAAGAGACCAGAUAAAUCAAAUGUAAUUGAUUUAUUCGUUACAGGACAAAUUCCAGAAGAUGAACCGGAAAAGACAGACUAUGAAAGUAAAUUUGAACAAGUACCUAUACCAUUUACUAAAGAAGAAAGAAAGGAAUGGUUGAGCAAACUAAAUAACGUAUCAUUAUCAUCAGAUGCAUUCUUCCCAUUCCCUGAUAAUAUCUAUAGAGCAGCUAAAUCAGGUGUUAAAUUCAUUGCAGCUCCAACUGGUUCCGUUAUGGAUAAAGUCGUUCUAAAUGCGGCUGAUUCAUUUGAUAUGGUAUAUGUAGAGAAUCCAAUUCGUUUAUUCCAUCAUUGA